This is a messenger RNA of Neurospora tetrasperma FGSC 2508, 234 nucleotides long. RefSeq lists its product as uncharacterized. Lineage: Eukaryota; Fungi; Ascomycota; Sordariomycetes; Sordariales; Sordariaceae. The record is from RefSeq and is a predicted model, not a curated record. The transcript has a single exon. The coding region runs from base 1 to 234 and encodes 77 amino acids.
AUGACUAAGUUAGAGGGGAUAUUGCGUAUAUUGAAAAGACGAAAUUUUGCGGGUAAAAACGGGAUUUACAAUGUCAAGUAUCAUCAGCUGAACCGCCCCAUUUUCCUUGUAGAGGUGGAUACAUGUAAGUUUUUGGGGGGUGUGGGGAGGUUAACUCAAAAAAAAGGAUACGGAGUUUAUAGGAAGCCGAAACGAAGUAAGUCUUAUUGGCAACGAUCUUACGAAAGGUAUUAG